GCCAUGGUGUCGCCGGCGGCGCGGCUGGUGGGGCAGGGCGUGUGGGCGGCGCUGACCGGGGGCUGGUACCACGACCCGGAGCAGGGCGCCUUCACCAACAGCUGCCACCUCUAUCUGUGGCUGUUCCUGCUGACGCUGCCCAUGGCGCUGCACCUGGCAUUUCCAGCAAAUUCAGUGACAGUUUUUGUGUACUGCAGCUCGGUGACAGUUUUCUUCACAGUAAUAAAGGUGAUCAGCUACCGUUUGCACCUUAUGUUUGAUAAAGGCGAAGUAAUUCAACAAAAGCUCUCAAGAAAAAAUGGAAGGCAGUGCAAAGAUACAGAGGUUGAAAAAGAAGAAGUGGCUCAGUCCUCAAAUUGUAGCAAUAACUCGGGCGAUCGUGUCGUCGGUGAGACCAGCCAAAAUGACUCUACCCAGACAAUUCCUGACAGUUCCAGAGCACAGGAUCCACACUUGCAGGACUCCCCUGGAGCCACGGACCUGCCAACACGGGAAACUAUUGAAGACCUUAGAGGUGUUAUGGUACUGGAAGACCAGGCUACACCACCAGUUUCAUCUACCUCACCCUGUAUCAAAGCAGAUAUAUUACCUGUUUCUACAACCUCCGGUUCAGGUGUCACCACAUCAGCAAUAGCAACAAAACCAGCUAUGGAAACAUUUCCUGGUGAUGGAGUAAAUGAAAAAGGAGUGAGUGGACAGCCUUGUGGCCACCAUGGAUCCCAAGAUAUUCUUGUGGGUAAAGACACAGCUAAAAACUUCUCCAAUAUUUCUUCAUCCCAAGGUGAUAUUUUAAGGACUGGAGUUUCUUCAGAGCCAUGGGACAGUGAAAAUUCAGUUAUUUCAGAUCAUUUAAGUAAUCCUACCAGCUACAAAAGAGAGAGAUUGCCAGAUGAAUCACCGCAGACAGGCUUUACCAGUAACUGCCCACAGUGCAAUGCCAUUGCAACCAAAGAGCAUGAGCAGAUGGACAGCUCUUGCAAUGCUGGUAAUAGCCAUGAGGACCUGGAUUGCUCAGACAGCGAGACUGCUGUUGCAGUUGUGGACAAUUCUCUUCCUGGGGACCAGCUGUGCGAGCCCAUUAAGAUUGUCAUCACAAUGAGUACUACACCAAACACCACCCUCAGUGACCUACCGGGCUCUGUCCACUUACAGGCCCUGGAAAGUGAGAGAACAAGCUCAGCCCUGGACUCUGGUGUGGUUAGAACAGGCUGGUCAAGUCAGCAAACUAAUGAACAGCUCAGAAUCCCUGUUAUCACCUUUGACCUGUCUGAUGACAGUAAAGCUAAGCCUUGCUCAGAAGUUAGUGAAAGUGACAGAACUCCAGAAAUGUUGAGGGUAGAGAUGUCAUCCAACCAAUGCUCUGGCUAUGAAUCAGGUGAUGCAGUAAAGGAGCUCAGCAACCCAGCAAAUACACCUCUAGAAACUAACACUUGUUCAGAUCCAAAUCAGGAAAAUGCUUUGGAGAAUGUCCAGACUGUGGAUUUAAGUUCUAAGGAAGACCUGCAUAACCUAGACCCGCAGUCCUGUAGAACUGCUCAUGAAAAGAGGCACAUGCGGGUGUUGAGUGUAGACAGCGGGACAGAUGUGCUUUUAAGUAAGAAUUUUGUGGAGGUAUCUGACAAAGAAAAGACCUUACCAACCUCUAAGUCAGAUCUGGAAGCUAAAGAAGGUCAGAUUCCCAAUGAAUCUAACUUUCUGGAAUUUGUCUCCCUCUUGGAAUCCAUUAAUACCUCAAAGAUGAAGACAUCUAAUCAAUCCGCUGUCAAAAUGGAGACGACAAAGGAAAAUGGGCUUGUUGGAGAUAGCCAGAUGACGGAGAGAAAAGAAGAAAUGGUGGGAACAGAAAAGCACUGUGAGCAACUUCCUAAACAGGAAAGAUCAGAUGUACAAAGCCAAGAUCGUGCUAGUACUAGUCCGGUGCUACCAGAGUCUGCCAAAUUUGCAGCACUUUACCAGGGCAGCAGGCAAAGGCAGAUAAUCUACCGGGUAACUUCUCAGCAAGACAGUUCUGUCUUGCAAGUAAUAAGUGGACCUGAGGCGUCUGUGCAAGAUGAGCUCUCCGUGGAUGCAAUGCACGUGUUCAUAGAUGAAAACGGGGAAAUUAGAUCCUGCUAUUUAAAAGCUGGCUGUCAGAAGGAAGGAAAUUUUAGACAUCAGCUAUCAAAUUGUGAUUGUAUGUCAAAUGCUCAUGAAAUACAGUUCAGCUCCUCCAGUACAACCACUUCAGAGAGCCAAGAGCCAUCUUCUGGGGAUCAAGCAGCCAGCGCGCUUCAGCAGCAGCUCCUGCUGAUGGUGGCCAGAAGGACCCUUUCAGAAAACCCACGGCAGCCCAGCCAGGACCCCGAGGAUUCUUCUUGUUCUUCGGCACAGCGGAAGCUGAACAGGCAGUUUUACAGAUUUGUUAUAUUCCCUGGCAAGUGGAUUAAAGUCUGGUAUGAUCGUCUUACCUUGUUGGCAUUGUUGGACAGGACAGAAGAUAUAAAGGAAAAUGUGUUUGCUGUCCUUCUAGUAGUUCUUGUUUCACUUCUUGGAUUCCUGACUCUGAACCAAGGCUUCUGUAAAGACAUUUGGGUUCUGUUGUUCUGUCUUGUAAUGGCCAGCUGCCAGUAUUCUCUCCUCAAGAGUGUUCAGCCUGAUCCUGCUUCGCCAAUACAUGGACACAAUAAAAUCAUAAUCUACAGCAGACCUGUAUAUUUUUGUAUAUUGUGUGGCCUUAUUUUGCUGCUAGAUGCUGGAUCUAAAGACACAAAUCCUCCUGUUUAUACAAUAUAUGGCCUGAAGCUCUUCUCACCCAGAUCUCUCCAGUCAGCCAGAGACCAUGUAAUAGUGUUUUUAUAUUGCUUUCCUGCAAUUUCUCUUCUUGGACUUUUCCCUCAAAUCAAUACCUUCUGCAUUUAUCUUUUGGAGCAAAUAGAUAUGUUGCUUUUUGGUGGUUCUGCUGCUGCUGGGUUCGUAUCUGCACUGUACAGCAUUUCCCGAAGCUUUGUUGUUCUGAUUGUCCUAUAUGCCUUCUGCUUCAGUGCAGUGAAGGAACCCUGGGAUGCACAGCACAUUCCAGCGCUGUUCUCUGCUUUUUGUGGUCUGCUAGUUGCACUUUCUUAUCACCUCAGCAGACAAAGCAGCGAUCCAUCUGUGCUGAUGUCCCUUAUUCAGUGUAAAUAUGUCCCUCACUAUCUACGCCAACGAUUUGAAGAUUCAUCAGAAGAUCCACUCCCAGAAAAAAUGAGAGAAUCAGUGAAAGAAAUAUUGAAAUCAGAUCUCAUUGUCUGCACAGCGGCUGCUGUUCUGUCAUUUGCUGUCAGUGCCAGUACUGUGUUUCUGUCAUUAAGGCCAUUUCUCAGCAUUGUCCUGUUUGCUUUAGCGUGGACAGUGGGAUUUGUAACACAUUACAUCCUUCCUCAGCUUCGCAAGCAUCACCCCUGGCUGUGGAUCUCCCACCCCAUACUCAAAAGCAAAGAGCACCAGCAGCGGGAAGUGAGAGAUGCUGCUCAUUUGAUGUGGUUUGAAAGGCUUUAUGUGUGGCUACAGUGCUUUGAGAAAUACAUUUUAUAUCCAGCCAUAAUACUGAAUGCACUCACCAUUGAUGCUUUCUCAAUUAGUAAAUACAAGAAGCUUGGUACACACUGUGACAUUAUACUGAUAACAGUUGCUGGGAUGAAACUCCUCCGCUCCUCGUUCUGUAAUCCCAUUAAUCAAUUUGUUACUUUGAGCUUUACUGUGAUUUUCUUCCGAUUUGACUACAGAGACAUUUCAGAAAAUUUCUUGCUGGAUUUCUUCAUGAUGUCCAUUGUGUUUCACAAGCUGUGGGACCUUCUGCAGAAGUUGCAGUUCAUCAUGACAUACAUUGCCCCCUGGCAGAUUGCCUGGGGGUCAUCGUUCCAUGUUUUUGCUCAGCUCUUUGCAAUACCUCAUUCUGCUAUGCUUUUUUUUCAAACUCUGGCCGCUUCAGUCUUUUCUACACCACUGAGUCCAUUUCUGGGUAGCGUCAUCUUCAUCGCAUCGUACGCACGACCAGUCAAGUUCUGGGAGAAAAACUACAACACCAAAAGAUCGGACCAUUCCAACACCAGACUGGCAAUUCAGAUUGAAAAGGAUGCAGGGAAUGAUGACAAUAAUCUCAACUCCAUUUUUUAUGAGCAUUUGACAAGAUCUCUGCAGGAGUCUCUUUGUGGUGAUUUGAUCCUGGGCCGCUGGGGAAACUACAACACAGGAGACUGUUUUAUUCUGGCAUCGGAUUAUUUAAAUGCCUUUGUGCACUUGAUCGAAAUUGGAAAUGGCCUGGUCACCUUUCAGCUCAGAGGGCUCGAAUUUCGAGGGACAUACUGCCAGCAGAGAGAGGUGGAAGCUAUAACAGAAGGAGAUGAAGACAACGAAGGCUGCUGCUGUUGCAAGCCCGGGCACUUGCCUCACCUGCUGUCCUGUAAUGCAGCCUUCAACCUGCGCUGGCUGACGUGGGAGAUCACACGGACCCAGUACAUCCUGGAGGGAUACAGCAUCAUUGACAACAACGCUGCCACCAUGCUGCAGGUGUUCGACCUGCGCAGAAUCCUUAUCAGAUACUAUAUCAAGAGUAUAAUAUACUUUACAGCAAGUUCUCCCAAAAUCCUCGACUGGAUAAAAGACGAAUCCAUCCAAAAGAUACUGCAGCCCUAUGCAAAGUGGCAUUAUAUUGAACGUGACCUUGCAAUGUUUAAUGUUAACAUAGAUGAAGAUUAUGUUCCAUGUCUCCAAGGAAUAACAAGAGCUAGCUUCUGCAGUGUUUAUCUGGACUGGAUUCAGUUCUGUGCCAGGAAAAGGGUGGAGCACCUGGACAGUUAUGAGGAUUCUCCUCUAGUGACACUUUCCUUUGCCUUGUGUAUACUGGGUCGGAGAGCUUUGGGAACUGCAUCUCACAACAUGGCCAUCAGCUUGGACUCUUUUCUUUAUGGGCUCCACGCCCUGUUUAAAGGAGACUUCCGGAUAGCAGCAAAGGAUGAGUGGGUCUUUGCAGACAUGGAUCUGUUGCAUAAGGUUGUUGCCCCAGCAAUCCGAAUGUCUCUGAAGCUGCACCAGGACCAGUUCACAUGCCCGGAUGAGUACGAGGACCCAGCAGUUUUGUACGAAGCGAUCCAAUCCUUUGAAGAAAAGGUGGUGAUUUGUCAUGAAGGGGACCCAGCCUGGCGCAGCGCAGUCCUGUCCAACCGGGAGGAGCUGCUGACGCUGAGACACGUGGUGGAUGAAGGAGCAGAUGAGUAUAAAGUUAUCAUGCUCCACAAAAGCUACCUGAGCUUCAAGGUGAUCAAGGUCAACAAGGAGUGUGUCAGAGGGCUUUGGGCUGGCCAGCAGCAGGAACUGAUUUUCUUACGCAAUCGUAACCCCGAGAGAGGAAGCAUCCAGAACAAUAAACAGGUGUUGCGGAACUUAAUUAAUUCUUCAUGUGAUCAGCCGCUGGGAUAUCCAAUGUAUGUUUCCCCCUUAACCACCUCGUACCUUGGGACACACAGCCAACUGAGGAACAUUUGGGGGGGACCUGUCAGUUUGGACAACAUAAAAAAGUGGUUCAAAUCCAAGUGGUUAAGAAUGCGAAAGGACUGCCAUGCAGCAGCUCACCACGAGAGAGGCAACGUUGAAGAGGUGGAUAGUGGAGGGGGGUCUUCAUCUAGCAACAAUUCCACAGGGAAUUCGAGCCAGAGCAGUAGCUCACAGCCCACCAGGGAUGGAACCCCUCAGCUGCAAACUUCAUCUCAAGAGGUCCAUCAGCGGGCAGGAAGGAGAAAACCCAGGAGUCAGUCUGUCCAGGCACACACUGCUUUAAACCAAAGGCCCCCUGCUUCAAGUCACUCUGGACCAAUUGUAGAAAGCCGCCAGCCUUUCAUCCAAACAUCUACAUCUGCCCACGAAAUUGCCCAAAGGCUUUCUAGUAGCCAGCUGUCAUUCCACAACUCGGCAACAUCUGUGUUUUCUCAGUCCCCUGCUGUUCCUGUUGCUGGCCAGCUGACUGUGCAGGACCGAGCUGCAGCAAUGCUCAGGUCCAGCCUGGCCUCCUCCACCAGCUCAACUCUCAGCCUGCUGUUCGGCAAGAGAAGUUUCUCAAGUGCUUUGGUGAUUUCUGGGCUCUCGGCUGCAGACGGAGGCAACACGAGUGACACGCAGUCAUCCAGCAGCAUGAACAUUGCCAUGGGGCCGUCUGCCAGAGCAGCAAGCCAGGCAGCUCGGCAAGUCACUGAGACCUGUGAAGCAGCAGAUGCUCCGGAAGCGAGACCCCAGCGGGAGGCGGGUCCGGCCCAUGCACUAUUCAUGAGUCGGAACCUGGAGUGCAGAAGGGCCAGCCAAGAAGACAUGGCCCUGGAAGACACAGCUUCUCAGCAGAGCCUGUCUGAGGAGCAGUGAGGAGCACCCCUAGCACAAGGGCCACGCGCUUCUUCGCAUUAAAUACAGACAGAGUUAGGUCAGGAAGCUGCACAUGGGUUUAGGUUCUUUCAAAUGUGAUAAGCAACCUUCAAAUGUUUAUUUUUCUAACUUCUACACAGGAUUAUUACAGGGCGGAUGCUCUUCAGCUAAUGGCCUUGGCAGGGGUAGGGUUGGAAAAUACUCUAAAAAACACACAGUGCCACUUCAUCUCAGGUUCUUGUAAAUCCUUGAACAAUGAAUACAACCUGUUUAACGUUCCUUCCCCCAGAAUCACAAAUUAAUACAGUAGGAAAUAUUAAAAUAACUCGGUGAAAAGCACACAAAAGACAUCUCUUUCCUGCCAUAAUUAAACAGCUGAUUGCAUGCAAACUAACUGAAAUUUGGUAUAUAACAUAUAGCAAAAGGCAACUAAGAACAGAAGCAAUGAAUACAUAAAAGGGCAGUACAGUGUCCUGUAACACUAGAGCUAAGUCUAUUUUUUUUCCAACGGCAAAUCUCAUUUGUCUUUGACAUGUUAUGCAGGUGCUAAUGCUGAAUAGCAACACAGCAUUUCUGACUGAUACUGCAUGCAGCCAUACUGAAAUAUUGUGUGAACGAGUCACUCUACACCAAUUAACAAAAGUCGAAUGUAAGAAAAGAAAGUAUCCAGUGCAUGGAAAGUCUUCAAAGCAUAUGGUGCACCUUAUUUGCAAAGCAGCUUUGCAUAAAUUAGGUAUUAUCUCGUGCUCCUGUUUGGUUUACAGCAGUGUUUCUCAAAUGCUAAGCAACAGUACCCUUAGGAGUCACAAAAGGGCCAUGGGAAUCCUCCUCAAGGACAGAAAAGUGCAAAGCAGGCUGUAAUUACUGUCUGGAAGUGUUUGUGUUAGGAAAGGAACAGCUAAAUACCUUUAAUUGCUGGACACAGCUCACUGUCCAUAAACACUUGUAGCCAGUAAUUACAAAGCCUUCUGAAUUCCCUCCCCUAGAGAAAACUGAGCUGCUGCCAAUAAAGACAGAUGAUAUAAAAAGGGAGGCCAUGCCUUCACAAGGUUUGAGAAGCACUGAUUUACAGGAAUGCGUGACUACUUUGAAACCCAAAAGGCUACAACAAAUCCUUCCUCUACCAUAGAGCCUAAACAAACAUGCGUGUGGUUUUUUUCAAUUAAAAAAAUUGCAGCUAUCAGUGUCUUGCUGUUCCUCUUUACUCUAACUACCAUAGAUUGUUUCUAAAUCUCAACAGAAUGAUGUGCAGCCAGGCUGUCUUGUCCCAAUUAACAAGAUUUAACAAGAGAUGCUGUAGCUAAGUCUCAUUACUGUUAGGCAAUACUCAGUUGCAUUCUGAGCUUCCUACUGUGCCACACUUCAGAUCUGAGUAGUAGAACUAAAUAAGGCUGAGUGAAAAUAAAAUGAUCCAAGUAUGUUUUGUGUGGCAGCAGUUUCUGGGUGUUCUAUUUGUUUUCACUUGUGUUCUGCUUUAAAAAAAUUAAGAAACCUAUUCUUUUUUUAGUUCAGAUCUUGAUGAGUUGCUUAUUAAUAAAGCUUAGCACAAUCUAGGAAAAAUUCUGCUCAUGUUCACAAUGACAAAAGCAGAGUAUUCAUAUACAGCCCUCUAGACACAUGGUCAUCUGUGCAGUUCAGGCCCUACUAAUGUCUCUUCUAGCAUCCAGGUGAGAUGUGGAAGAGGAAAUUGAAUUCAGCUGCUCCCUUGUGACAGAUGAUGACUCCUGUCCCAGCACACUGUUCAUGAAGUGCUUCACAGCAAAUGAAGAAUGGAGGUUUUACAGGUAGGCUCCUAUAAACAGCCACCAGCCCCAUUUCUGCUUUGGGGGCUUUUGCGUGGCAGUCCACAGGAUAAACCAUCCCUGCUUCGUCUUCCUGUGUGGAGGCAGGGCAAUCAAGUGACUCUGGAAAGCACCAAGAACUUUCCCAUAUUCACCUAGCAUUACUUAGGCCUCCAAUUUUCACAUCAUUAAGUUUGAAUCAAUUUCCAUCAAAAGUAAGUAAUUCUACUAGUCCAAAUCAACCUAAAUUAUUCUGCAUAUCCAACUCAAGUGUACUAAACCAGCCUGGGGAAUGACUGCACAAAUUCUUUCAGCAGCAACCAUUGUAUUUGCUUAGCAAGGAUUGAGGCCCAGUGACAGCACCUUCCCCCAGCACCAUAUCUUCUGCAAGACUUCACCACCUCCAUGGCCUCUGGUACUGCAUCCUAAAAUAAUGCAGCUGCCUCACAGUUCCUGACUUAGUCCAAACUCCUGCUGCACAGGGUGGCUGCCAGAAGGGGCAGGUUCUAAUGCCUUUGUGGAGUCACAGCGAGCAAGCACGGCAAUACAGGAGUCAAGGUAAGAUUCAAAAAUCAGUUCCUUUUUUGUAGCCAUGUCUUACAGUUUUAAUUUUGCCCUAAAGUUGCUAGUGUAGCAUAGUGGGUUGAAAAAAACCUGAGUGACCACUAACAAGCAUAACAUAGGAAAAAAAUAAUCACAAUGGGCACAAACUCUCCCAUGUUACAUCUCUCAGUAUUUUUGGAGACAGCCUGCUCUUAGUAAUAAGACUACUGCUAUAUGCAGCAGUUUUAAAUAUGAGCCAGUCCUACAGAAUAAUCCGACAUAAUGGUUAGAAAUGAAACCUGCAACUAGGCAUGAGGUUGUAUUGAUUACACACAUCUUAGACUUCCCCCAUUUUUGCAUGAGGUAGAGAUACCCCCAGUUAACUGUGCUGCGACAGAACGUUCAUUUAGGGCUCUGAUGCACACCAAGCCAAUAAAUAGGAACCUAACCUUUACAGAAGGCCUGAUUUGAACAAUGAGCUGCUCCAAACAGCUCUGCAUAACACCAAAAGGCUCAGCACCAGUGCCUGCACACACAUGAAGGCUUUGAGUCAUCCCUUUAUUCCUGAAAAACAGCUUGAUGCUUAACCUCGCACAUGAGGUGCCUCAGAGUUGCAAGAUGGAAGUAUGCCACUUUGGGGGCAGGUUUUGGCCUUUAAAUGAAAAUCAUAUGCAAUUUCCAUUACUUUUAUGUCAGCUGUGACUCUGCUGAUGGGUUUCACAAUGCUGAAUACUGUUAAAACUUGGCCCUAAAGUUGCUCAGGCUUAACAGUCUGCCUACAUGUCUGAUCUCUUGCUACAGCUGUGAUGCAGGAAGGAUGUCACCACAUAAGGACCUUUUAUCAAGAGUUCCACCAGGGUUUUUCGCAUCAGGUGCUACGUUUUUCCAGAGCUGCGGAGGCCACUUACCUCAUUCAGCCGCUCCAGAAUGUUUCUGUUUUUGCAGCAUGAAAACAGUGACAUUCCCAUCUUAUUAACUGAAUACAUCCUUUGAGGAAAUCAAAUGUUCAAUCCACAAGACCAUUUGUACAUGCAGUUCUUUCAUAGAAAAGUCAGAAGGGAUGAAGAGAUGGAGGCCUUUUCUGCCUCCCCCCAGCUUAACCUCAGAUAGCAUCACCACAGCUGAAAAGAAACACUAGGAGUGAUUUCAUCCACACUCAGCAACCAGAGAGGAACACGAACAAUACAGUAGGUUACAGCAGGGAAGAUAAUGAGUAUAUGGUGAAACAAGCACAAACAGAGCACUUUGCACUGAGCAGAGGAUACUUACCUCCCUCAUAUUUUGUUUUCCUAAAAAUUCCUUUCCCAAAUUGGCUCUUGUUUGCAUCAUAUAGUAAAAGCCAGUUGCUACACUCGUAAUGGUCAAGCAUGGCCUGAUGAUCUGGCAAGAAGACUUUCAGUAACUUUUUACUAAGGCCAAGCACACUGCUGACAUCCACCAGGAACACUGGCAAGCCUCAGCCUGGCCUUCAGCCCAGCUGUUUCCUACCACAGCAAGCAAGUAGGAGGCAGUGAUGGACAUAGUCUGUGAAGUGCAUUCCUGUUCAUCCAAAAAUAAAAACCAGAGGUGCUGGCUGUUCCCUCCAUUUUGUACUAUCAUUGUGAGGAACUGAAGUUCUUGUUGCAAAGUCUCACCUCAUUCCCACAGGCAGUAAAUCUUGGCCCUCACUCCACUGAAGACAAAUCUCAAUAAAAAGGACUUACCAAUGUGAUUUUUUUUUUCCCCUUGACAUGAUGACUAGAUACUUUGAAUAUCUAUGAAUGACAUUAUGACACUAUUUAGUUCUUAGGACUCUCUGUGAUGUCAUUCACAGUUUUUUAUAAAAACUGCUUAUUAGAAUAAGGGAAGAAAUGUCAUUUGCAUUUGUCUCCAGCCCACCAACUGAUGGCUCUUCUCUUACUGGAAAAUUUUAAAUUUAAAAAUGAAUUUUGUGCAGCUCAUUAUAGAAGAUUAGAAUUACAAGUGAGAUUCUCCAGCAUGUGAUAAUCAUCUUCUCUUCAAUAUAUUUUUUAAAAAUACCCAAUUAUUGCCAUAUUUAGAUUUCUCCCUGGAUUAGGAGCUGGUAUUUAAUUACCAUGUUUCACUAGUGCUUGUACAUCCUUAAAUCUGCAACACAGACAUAAUACUUAUAAUUAACUUUGCAGUAGGUCCAGUACCAAGGAUUCACCUUUCUCAUUCAGUUUUACAAGUCAAAAAUUGCCUAAUGCAUAAUAAAUAAUGCAGGCCCUACUUAUUCCAUGCUGCGUGCAAUUUUAUGUUGGAAUUACAAGACUUGUUGCCAAAAACAUCCUUGAUUCUCAGGCUUCGAGACAGUAAUUGGUACCUCACAUUCUCCUCUUUUUUGCACCAAUUAAAACCUGCAGGUGCACUAAUGUUGUCAUCUAGAAUCUAGCUGGUACAUCAAAGGUGCUUUUCACCAAAUGUGUGCUAUUAAUAAAAUUGGCCCAUCAGAGGAAUUGUGAAUGCUGUUUGCUGUUGCAAUGCUCUCAAGGCCUUCCAAGUAUUUUAAUAGUGCAAGACCAGACAAUAAAUUUUUACCUUUAAAGUAUACACAGGUUGUCAUAAAAACUUAUAUGCAGUUGGAAACACAACUUUCUCACUCACUCAAUGUGUAUUUGAAACAGGCAAAUCGUAUCUUCAGGACCAUCUGAAGAUUUAAAGGCCAGACAUUACUGUUAAGGUCAUGUACAUUCUCCUGCUGAACACAGAUCACAGAAUCUCUCUUUAUUUCUCUUGAAAAGCACUCUAGCUCAGAGAGUAAACAGGCUUAAAAAAGGGACAACAAAUUAAUGACACUCACCGAUCUUGAGAUAGACAGGAAAACAAGAGACACUGAUGUCAGCAGCAAAAAUAUACAUUAGUUUAAAAGGGCUGAUAUUUCACUCACAGUUCCAGAGAAGGAAAAAUCCAUCUGCAUUUUCUCAGGACUAUCUAGCCUGAGUACAAAAGGUCUUCCUUGAACCAUGUGACAAUGGGUUAAAAGUACUAUAAGCACUGUUCAAAAGUUUCCCAAACUUUUUGUUGCAAUUGUUUGGGGUAAUUGUUGCAAUUCCCCCCACUCUACUAAAUGAUGGGAUUACAGUAGGCAUCAUGGCACUAUAUGCAGGGCAAGGUAUCUACUUUUAUGGGAAAUAAAUACCACUUUAACUGAUCUCUCAGUAAUUCUGGCUGAACUGGUAUUCAGAAGUCUGACUCCUAACAGAACUCCCCUCCUCAGCCUAUACCAGAGAAGUGUCAAAUCUCCAUUUUAUCAUUAGCUUUAAAGGUCAGUCCUCAUUUAAGACUCAACAGCAGUCCCACUAAAACUGUGCUAGAUUUUGGGUAACUCUUUAAUCAUUGAAAGAACUAUUCUUCUGCAGCAUAUUUUACAGCUUAAGAGACUUAACCUUCAAACAGGAGGGCAUCCAAUGCUUAGGUGCAGAGAGGUUGCUGCUCAAACACCUAUGGCAUACUGCCCUGACAAAGUUUACUUUGGUCCCAAGUCCUCCACAUCUAAAAAGGCAUUUUGUCUGAGUAGAACGUCUGAAGUAAUUAAGGGAUUAGUGUGCCUUUAGGGCACAACCUCAUUCUGCAAAAAGCAGCCAGGAGCUGUACAUUGUCAAGUGGAGACCCUAAGAGGAGUUUUUUUUCCCCAAAUACAAUGAAGAGAGUACCACCAUCCAAAUGGAUUUGGGCAGAUGGGUAGUCCUAAAAAGGCAGUGGAGGAAUGAGCCCAAGGCAUCCUUUAACCCCUGUGGAGGUGCAACGCUUGUACCAGACCCUUGUUCUGUAUACAGGAGAGAAAAAGGACAUUCCCUCCGUGCUCCUAGAAGGUGUUUGCAGGGCAUGUGUAAAAAUACCUGUCCCCAUCCAGCCCUAUACAACUCUGGGUGUCAGUUUCACAGAAAUAAAUCAAGAAAAUGAUACUUCAAGAUACCUCUAAAUAGUUUACUCAUUUUAACUGAAUAGAAAAUAAGAAACAACUGAA
This is a messenger RNA of Oenanthe melanoleuca, 12660 nucleotides long. It is a transcript of the gene PCNX2, whose product is annotated as pecanex 2. The coding region runs from base 4 to 6369 and encodes 2121 amino acids. The record is from RefSeq and is a predicted model, not a curated record. Gene Ontology annotation, cellular component: membrane. The transcript is spliced from 34 exons. NCBI's taxonomy places the organism in Eukaryota, Metazoa, Chordata, Aves, Passeriformes, Muscicapidae.